This is a messenger RNA of Dioscorea cayenensis subsp. rotundata (Guinea yam), 5675 nucleotides long. RefSeq lists its product as uncharacterized. Gene Ontology annotation, biological process: regulation of transcription by RNA polymerase II. The record is from RefSeq and is a predicted model, not a curated record. Gene Ontology annotation, cellular component: piccolo histone acetyltransferase complex. Lineage: Eukaryota; Viridiplantae; Streptophyta; Magnoliopsida; Dioscoreales; Dioscoreaceae.
CCCUCGGUCUCGUGAAAUCGACGAAACCCUAGCUGUCUGCUGGCUCUCUAGGGCUUGGAAAUUUCCUAAAAAAAGGAGGAGAAAUCGUAUGAUUUUCAGAGGGCAAGGAGUGUGAUUGAGUUGGAGAUCAGUUCCCCCAUGAAAUUUUGUUCAGAUCGGUGGUUUUUUGGGGAAAUUUCAGCCAGGGUGCGAUUUUUGAUCGAUUUGAGAUCGUAUGGUUGUGAUUUUGGUGUUAUCUGUGGAUUCAAGGUGUGAUCGGUGGCUUAUGAAUGAUGGGAGAUGAUGAUUUGGGGUUUCUGCUGUAUGUCUGCGGAUUGAGAGUGUUUAAAUGGAACGCCGUGUAGAGCAGUCUGAUUCAUCUGAUAAUUCCAAAAAGUCGAGAUCUUUGGAUCGGCAUAGUUUAUAUAUUGGGAAACCGAGGAGUUUUGUGAAUCUUAGGGCUAAGAACUUGGCGGUGGGCAGUGGUCAUGAAUCUAAGGAUUUGAGAAGGAACAGGAGGUGUUCUGCAUUUGUGAGCAGGGUGCCCUUUCCAGUUGAAUCAUGGAGGAAAGGCAGGAAAGAGGUGUUACUGAGUAGUUUUCAUCCUGCCUCCAAGCGGCGGCGCAAUCAUUUGAAUGUCUCAUUGUUGAAAACAAAUGGGUUUGUUUCAGGUGUCAGGAGGUGGGAAAAUCUGGAAAAUAAGAGUAGUGCUUUGCAUAAUUCAAGUGGUUUGGAUCAAAAUUCACAGAGUUUGAACAAUGAGACUACUGUACAAACAUCGGAUAAACAGGAGCAUCAGUCUCUCAGUGCUCGGGGCUUGUUAAAUUCACAUGGUCUGGGAGAUAGUCUUGUGAUUCCUAAAAGGCCUCGAGCCACCACAAGACGUAAAAAAAUUGAAAAUCUUAAUAGCUUAAAGAGGUCCCCAGGGAAUUCUAUCAGCAAUGGCAAAGCAAGAACUGAUGCCCCAUCAAGCAAAUCUCCAAUCAAUAUAUUUCCAUCUCCUCAUGCACCGAAUGGCUAUCUGAAAAAAAAACUGGACAGUAAGCAAAAUAGUUGUUUCAGAAGAGAUGGUUCUGUUCCUAAAAUAAAAGAUGAAAAAGAGAAACACAAUAGGAAAAGAAAGAGGUUGGAGGUUGAGCGAAAGACCAAUGUGGAGAAGGAAAAGCUUGGUGACGAUGAGAAGUUAUCUGGAGGCCCUGUAGAGGAUGAUGAAGAUAACCUUGAGCAGAAUGCUGCCAGGAUGCUUUCUUCUCGAUUUGAUCCAAGCUGUACUGAUUUCUCAGGGAAAAAAAUGGCAUUGUCUUUGAAAUCUGCAAAGGGCUGUUCUCCAUUGAAGCAAUUUAAUGGUACUCUUAAGAGUUUGUGUUCGGAGACUUCUUCGGGUCAGUGCCUGAGUAAAGGGUUUGCUAGGAAAAGGCGCCAUUUCUAUGAGGUCUGCUCUAAGGAUAUGGAUCCUAACUCCUUGAUUAAGCAGAGGAUUAGAGUAUUCUGGCCUUUGGAUCAGUGUUGGUAUUUUGGCUUGGUAAAGGAUUAUGAUCCUGCUAGCAAGUUGCAUCAUGUCAAAUAUGAUGAUCGAGAUGAAGAAUGGAUUGAUCUACAAAGUGAGAGAUUCAAACUUUUGCUCUUCCCAAGUGAAGUUUCUAGCAGUUUAAAAUUCUCAUAAUUUGGGUUUGGAGUCAAAAGCAGAAGACCGAUCAAAAAGGAUGAGGAUAUCAUUGAUGACAAUUGUAUUGGCAACUUUAUGGAGACGGAGCCCAUAAUCUCAUGGUUGGCUCGGUCAACUGGUUCUUUGAAAUCAUCCCCACAAAGGGUCUUGAAGAAAAGAAGAGCCCAUUUUCUUAAUAAUAUUAGGCCAUCUACCUUGUCACGGAAGAUGAAUGUGAAUGCCGAGCUGUCUACUAUCACACCCAACAAGUCAAAUUUAAGCUCUGCUGUUCCUCGGAAUUCCCUUGAUGGAGAAAUUGCUGGUGCAUCUCUACUCAACAACAUCACUCGUUCUGAUGACAGGAAGCUAUCGUUUGUUUAUACCAGGAGACGCUUCCGGAAGAGAAGUAGUGUUUUGGAUGGUUUGCCUUCUCAGGUUUCUUCCUGUGGUAAUUCAGCUGGAUCCUUUCACAUUCUUGCUUCUGCUAUGGACACUGUGACAGCAUUGAGAAAUGAAUUGUUACUACCACCUCAAUGCAUUCAUGAUCUUUCAUCUGAACUGAGAACCUGUUGGCUUAGCCAUGCUGAUUAUGGCCUUCACUAUGGUAAACUUAUUCAGGUAUCGCCAGUGGUACAUAUGGAAAUAAUUUUUGUUGAUAAUGUUCUGGGGUUGAGGGUUGUAUCCUUUGAGGGAUGUUUGCAGUGGCUAUGGGGUUUUGUCUCUUUGAUUAUAUCUGCGUUUCAUGGCCAGAAGCAUAAGAAGCUUGCAGAUAUGUUAUUGCCAUCUACUUCAAUUGGGUUUAAUGUCUCAAGCUUACAUGAUCGAAGAAGGCAUAUUGUUUUUGUUCUGCAUAGCUUUCUUCAACUAGAUAAAUCAAGAUGGGAAUAUCUGGAAUAUAAACUUAAACAUCAUUGUCUGAAAAUGAUGGGGUUACCCAUUGAUUCUUGUUUUAAUUCCAAUCUUAAGAAUCUUCCAAGCAGUUGUGGGAUGAUCUCCACCACAGUGAUGAGUGACCCUGCCGCAGAUAAGGACUUAUCUGAGAGGCUGUGCUCAAGAAUGAACCUUUUACUCAAUUCUUUCCAGCAGAAAAAUGAGAAGCUUCCUCCAUAUGCUUUUUCAUUUGCCGAGUCACCCUACUUGUUUCUUGGCGUGCAUCUCAAGUUGUUGGUUCACAGGAAUAUGACUUCUCUUAAGCCUAAGAAGCCUUCUGCCAUGGCAUCGAAAGAGUUGGCAGAAAUUGAUGUAAAGUCAAUUAAUGAUGACUGUUCAGCUAUUGAGAAUUCUCUAGAUGGAAGUUCAGAAAUGAUGCUCGAGAAUUUGGGUUGCUCUUUGGCUGCUUCCAGCUCUGGAAGGCUAGAUGAUAGCCAUCCAACGGGAGAAACAGAUGCUUGCUCGGUCAGCAGUGGUGGUGACCAGAUGAAAUCCAAUCACAGAUCCAUAUCCAGUGGAGGGAAGAUUACGGAAUUUCUAUUGGCCACUCAGACACGAGGAAUGACUGCAAUGAGAAUAUUGAAAAAAUUCAGAGCUUAUCAUCUUCAUGGAUGGGUGAUAAGAAAUAUUCUUCUUCAUCUCCUGACAAUGAUUUUUUCCUCCAGAAAAAAACAUGAAAAUGGGUGUGAUUCUUGUUUGAAUGAUACCAAUCUACAUAUGCAAUCAUGUGAUCAAGGGAAAGAACAAUCUAAUGAGGAUAUGCAAGCUGCAUGUCAUGCAUCUGAUAUGGCUUGGGAGAUGAAUGCCCUUCCUGUAAAUGUAUCGAAGACAACUGCUCCACGGAGCAUAUGGCAUCAUAAUCGGCUCCCUUCAAUUUCACCUAACUCUUGUCAACGUUCAAGAUUGUGGACUGAAGACUUUGUCUGGGAUAGCUUUGCCAGUGGCUCUAGGAAGCCUCGAACUCAGGUCUCAUAUUCACUAUCCUUUGGAAAUCGUGAGAUUGGUUCAAGACCCCGAAGCCAUAACCGGAAGGCAAGACCUUUUAAAAAAAUUAGAAUUGAUAAUGAGAGAGUAAUUUGUGAUGCAAAUGUUCUGGUGACAUCUGGGGAUAGAGGCUGGAGAGAAUGCGGUGCUCAAGUGGUUCUCGACUCUGAUGAUCAGCAUGGUUGCAGAAUAUCUGUGAAAUUUUCUGGGGUUACAAAGUAUGAUCACAAAGUACAGCAGUCUCUCCAACCUGGAUCUACAAAUCGCUUUACACAUGCUAUGAUGUGGAAAGGUGGAAAAGACUGGACUCUAGAAUUCACUGAUAGGAACCAGUGGUCCCUUUUCAAAGAGUUGCAUGAAGAAUGCUAUAAUUGGAAUAUUAGGUCUGCUUCCGUUAAGAAUAUUCCUACCCCUGGUGUUCGUCUGAUUGAGGAUGCAUAUGAAGGUAGUUCUGAUGUGCCCUUUGUUCGUAGUUCACCAAAGUACGUUCGGCAAGUUGGUACAGAGAUUGACAUGGCCUUGGAUCCUUCUUGUGUGUUAUAUGACAUGGACAGUGAGGAUGAGGAGUGGAUAUCUGAGUUCAGACUUUCAUUGGAUGACUCAGGGAAUAAUGGGUCAACUGAAGUCACAGAUGAUAUGUUUGAAGGAAUCAUGGAUAUGUUCGAGAAAUUUGCGUAUGCUCAUGAUUGUGAUGAGUUCACCGAAGAUGAUAUUCAGGAAUUCAUGGCUGAUGGUGGGCCAUUGAACAUAACUAAAGCUAUUUAUGAGCACUGGCAGCAUAAGCGACGGAAGAAAGGUUUGCCUUUGAUUCGUCAGUUUCAGCCUCCAUUGUGGGAGCGUUACCAGCAACAACUUAAGCAGUGGGAAUCAGCCUUGAGCAUAAUGCACAACUCUUUAGAUGGAUCCCAAGAUAGAGGUUGUUCAAUUGAAAAACCAGCCAUGUUUGCUUUUUUUGUUUUGCGUCCAAGGGGCUUGGAAGUACCAAACAAAUUCUCAAAGCAAAGGUCUCAUAAGAAGUUUAUGUAUAGUGGGCAUCACAAUUCCUUUGCAAAGGAACAGGAUGGCUUGCAUGUGUAUGACAGAAAAGUGAAUGGAACAUCAGCUGGAGGAGAGAAGGAUUUGGUUAUUGCUAUCCCAACCUAUGAAUCUUCUGAUUAUUUUUCAUUCAGCAUGCUUUUAUCCAGUUUCUCCCCAAUGGAUUCCCGAAAGAUGGGAUUUUUGAUGACUAAUGAUGCUUCUGAGAGAAGUCAAUUUCCUGGCCUUCACAGAAAUAAUUCAAAGAAGAUAGGAUUGUUGGCAUCUCCUAGGGAUCUUCAAAUGUUGCCUUCUCAUAAUCAGAAAAUAAAGAGAAACUUUGCUUCACGGUGGAGUGCUGAUAUGCCUGAGUGGCCCAGCCGAACGGAUUCACAUCUUGAGGAGUUUCACAGGCAUCGAGCUGAUAUUGAUGAGUUUAGAUUACGGGAUGCAUCAAGUGCAGCUCAGCAUGCAAGGAACAUGGCUAAGCUCAAAAGAGAGAAGGCCCACAGGCUUCUGCACAAGGCCAAUCUUGCCCUUCACAAAGCCACUGUUGCUCUUAUCACUGCAGAGGCAAUUAAAGCAUCGCAGAAAAACUUGAUUGGUGAUGGUUAGGUCUUAAAUGAACUUGAGGAGUCUCAGGCAUAAACAGCUCACAUAAAUUAAGGCACAUGGUUCAUCAGUUUGAUGGCUAAAAGCGUAUGCGCGGAGAUUGACUAAGUCAUCCCUUUUUGGGAUGGAACUGUUGAUACAACAUGAACUUUUGACACAUAGGUAUAUAGCAAAAGAAGAUGGUAAAUCUGAAGAUGUGGCUCUUUAUUCCUUGCUGUUCAAUUGAGAAGCUGGCAAAAACUUUUUACAGUUAACAGCCAUAUUUUGACGCCAACUUUAAUAGGAUCAUGUUACAUUGUUGCUUGUUAUUGACAGUAAGAAAGUUCAGUUUUCAUCUUGUCAAAGAUGUACCUGGAGAAAAUUUCAUUUUCUUUCCCCUUUUCAUUUCUCUGUUGUUAGUUCUUUGGAAAUAUAAUAUGAUUAUGAUUCACAAGUAGGUUUGUAUGGUUUGGCCCCUGUUUCAUUGGUGAAUAACAUAUGUAAAUUAUUCAGUUUUGCAUGUCUCUAGUCU